AUGGGUAUUAACACACAACUCGAUAACAUUCUACGUGAUCCAAUCUUUACUAGUCAUUUAACGUUAAUGAGAUCGUCAUCAAAUGGACUUUUCCAUCCAUUGGUUGAUAUUAUGAUUGAUCGGUUUUGUUCUCAAAUAUUGCCUCAAAUUCAUCAUAAUAUCAAAUGGCUCAAUCUCGAAUCAUUAUCUAUGGAACGUGUUCUUCUUGCUUCCGACUAUCCUAAUUUAUAUGGAUUGGGUCUUUACCAAAUUAAUUAUGAUACCAUUCUACGUCUCUUUAGUGGUAAGAAUCCGAUUUCGCUUCUUUUUUUUCAAAUAUUAUCAUCAUAA
Rotaria sp. Silwood2 is the source of this 330-nucleotide messenger RNA. The record is from the annotation of a GenBank genome assembly. NCBI's taxonomy places the organism in Eukaryota, Metazoa, Rotifera, Eurotatoria, Philodinida, Philodinidae.